This is a messenger RNA of Orycteropus afer afer, 2418 nucleotides long. It is a transcript of the gene ZNF438, whose product is annotated as zinc finger protein 438. Gene Ontology annotation, cellular component: nucleus. NCBI's taxonomy places the organism in Eukaryota, Metazoa, Chordata, Mammalia, Tubulidentata, Orycteropodidae. Gene Ontology annotation, molecular function: DNA-binding transcription factor activity, RNA polymerase II-specific; sequence-specific DNA binding. The record is from RefSeq and is a predicted model, not a curated record. Gene Ontology annotation, biological process: regulation of transcription by RNA polymerase II.
UCAAGCUCCCCUCCUGGAACAGUACAGAGUGGGAAAGGUAUGCAGAAUAAGAGUCAGUUUAGGACGAUUGCACCAAAAAUUAUACCUAAAAUUCUAACAUCCAGAAUGCUGCUAUGUCCUUCCCUGUCACUCUCUGAUCACCUUAAUCCAGGACCCUCCAUUAACUACAAGUCACUGGUGAUGCCUUCCCAGAACUAUGCUCUAAUGCAAGUUGCUGGCCAGGAGGGGACAUUUUCUCUUGUUGCUUUGCCACAUGUUGCCUCAGCACAGCCAGUCCAGAAGCCCAGAAUGGCCCUGCCUGAAAACCUUAAGUUGCCUAUUCCUCGGUACCAAACCCCAAGAAAUAGCAAAGCAUCAAGAAUGAAAUCCAGCCUGAGCUCCUCGGAGAGUAGCUGUAGCAAACCUGUCCAAACCCAAGUGUGUCCUCAGAUGUCCCCUCCUCCACUCAGUCAUCCUGAGCUCCCCCACAAAACCAUAUCAUCCAAGCAAGCACUGUCUCUGUAUGAUGCCCCAGUCACCAUUGGCACAGCUGCUCUGUCCAAUGGAGGUGGCCUCAGAGACUUGAUACCUCCACUGACGCCCAGCUGUGGAGACGUGAAUACUCCUGUCCUGCCAAGACCAUCCACCCCACAGAAGCCCUCAGUGGAGCAGACCCACAUUAGGAUUUCAGGAACAGCAAGCUUUGCAAGCAGGAAAACCUGCAGUAAACCUUCUGCUGUACAUCUUGCAAAAGCCAUGACCAGUUUUUCACCAGGCAUUUUUGGCAGUGCAGUUCAGUUGAUCUCUUCAGUCCCCAAAGGAAAAUUGCCUAUCUUACCCUACUCAAAAAUGAAAACAGCAAAGUUUUGCAAAAUUGAGCCAGGUACCCACAUUGCAGAAUUGUCUUCACCUGGGCACAGGGCUGACUGUACUAAGGUAUCUUCCAUCACAGAAGGCUUUAAUGCAGCCACCAAAAUGACUGACAAGAUACCUUUUCUACAGGUAUCAAAGCAAAGCCCCUGUGAAAGUGCCUUCUGUCCAGCCUUCAAGCUAGAGUUCAACCACAAAACAAAACGAAACGGUGGGGCAGCCAGGAGAAGAGCACGAAAACAAAAGUUAACGGAUGAAAUCUUGGCAUUUCAGGGGAAGAGGAGAAAAUGCAUCAUGAAUAAAUGUAGAGAGAGUAAAGAAAGAGUAAAAAAUGUUCCCCAGGAAUCCAGAGAUCAAAAACCUGUGAAAAAAUACCGUAGCAUUAUGCCCAAACCUGUAUUUGUCAUGCCAGCAUUGACUUCCCUGGCUUCCCCUGCAGCUGUACUACAAUCCCAAAUUCCUGGAAGCCUAGGCCAGGGUGCUGUGGUAAAUCAGUCACUCACUUCUAAAGCCUUUGGCCGUAAGCAGAAAGAGAGUCCUUCCAGUAAGCCCAGUUUUGCCUUCAAAAAUGGAUGUCCUGGCAUGAAGAAGCCUUGGCACAGAUGUCAGGUCUGUAAACACCACUUUCAGUUCAAGCAGCACCUUCGAGACCAUGUGAACAUGCACACUAACAGACGGCCUUACAGUUGUUGCAUCUGUCGCAAGACAUAUGUCCAUUCUGGCAGCCUGAGCACACACAUGAAGCUUCACCACAGUGAAAACCGUCCAAAGAGACUCCUGUGCUGUGAAUUUUGUGCAAAAGUGUUUGGUCAUGUAAGGGUCUAUUUUGGCCAUCUGAAAGAAGUACACAGGGUCAUGAUCAGCACCGAGCCCUCCCCCAGCGAACCACAGCCAGGAGACAUGCCAAAGACCAGAGACUCAAGUGUUCGAAGGACCCAGGGGUCAGUGGAGAGGGAAAACAAAUCAAGCCUGGAAGAAGACCUCUUUCUGAAUCAGGUGGACAAAGUCAAAUUACAAAUCAGAUGUGGCCGUUGUCAGGUCACGACUCAGUCUUUUGCAGAAAUAAAGUUUCAUUUACUGUAUGUUCAUGGAGAGGAAAUUCAGGGCCAACUCCAGGAAGGGAUUUUACCAGGAAGCAAAGGCCCUCAGGAAGAACUGGUUAAACAUGCUACUUCUUACUGGAAACAAUAUUCUGAGAGAAAAAAGCUAGUUGAGCAUUGUUCCUCUGAGGAGGAAUUAUCUGCAUUUCCUAAAUUGAAAAGACAACUCUGCCUUCAUCAACCGGGUAAUGUGCAAAUACAAAUAAAAAAUGAAGGAACCCAACUGGGAACAAGGGAGCUGGGAGAAGAUCCCCAGAGCUCUCAGCAUACCACCUCAGACACCAUUCUCUUUUGCUCCCAUUUGGGCUUUAGCUGCCUUCUCUGUGCACAGACCCUGGGAAGGAGGGAAGAGCUCCUCCUCCACUGGAAACAGCAGCAUAACUGUGAAGAUCCCUCCAGACUGUGGACUGUUUUAAAUGCUUUCUCCAACCAGGGGGUGAUUGAGUUUUCCCAUGAAAUUGAAAAAUGA